AUGAACGAGACCAAUCAGACCUGGGUGACUGAAUUCUUCCUCUUGGGACUUUCUGAUGACCCUCAGACUCAGCUAUUGCUCUUUGCAUUGUUCUUGGUAGUCUACUUGAGUACUGUGCUUGGAAACCUGCUCCUCACAUCCCUAGUUCUGCUUGACUCACAGCUCCACACACCCAUGUAUUUUUUCCUGUGUAAUUUAUCUCUGACUGACCUCUGCUUCUCAACUACUACUGUUCCCCAAUCUCUAAUCCACAUGUUGUCUAGAAGAAAAUUGAUUUCUUUCACAGGAUGUGCAGGUCAAGUUCUUUUCUUCCUAUUCUUUGGAUCUACACAGUGUGUCUUAUUAGGUGUGAUGUCCUAUGACCGGUACUUGGCAAUUUGUGACCCUAUGCACUAUCCCCUCAUCAUGACAUGGAAGGUAUGUGGCCUUUUGGCCUUAGGUUGCUGGUUCGCUGGUUUUGUUGCAUCUUUGGUGGACAGCAUUUUCAUACUAAGUUUACCUUACCAAGGAGACAAUCAGAUUGCUCAUUUCUUCUGUGAGGCUCCAGCCCUUCUGGUUUUGGCAUCAGCAGACACUCGCAGCACAAAUAUGGUCAUUUUCCUCAUGGGUGCAAUCAUCAUAGUUACACCUAUGUUUCUGAUUCUGAUUUCUUAUGUAUGUAUCAUAAUAUCUGUGAUCAGGAUGAAGACAGCCUCAGGGAGACUCAAGGCCUUCUCCACCUGUGGCUCUCAUCUCACUGUGGUCAUAAUUUUUUAUGGAUCAGCAAUCAUCAAAUACAUGACACCUAAGUCUUCCAAGGAUCUAGGGAAGGUCAUAUCUGUAUUCUAUGCAGUGAUAAGCCCUAUGCUCAAUCCUCUUAUAUACAGUUUGAGGAACAAUGAUGUGAAAAGGGCAUUCAGGAAUGUAGUCAAUAGCAGACCAUUCUGCAGAAUUUGA
Molecule: messenger RNA, 936 nt
Organism: Gracilinanus agilis (Agile Gracile Mouse Opossum)
Lineage: Eukaryota; Metazoa; Chordata; Mammalia; Didelphimorphia; Didelphidae
Product: olfactory receptor 2D2-like
Exons: 1
Coding region: 1-936 (311 amino acids)
Biological process (GO): G protein-coupled receptor signaling pathway
Cellular component (GO): membrane
Molecular function (GO): olfactory receptor activity; G protein-coupled receptor activity
Source: RefSeq, a predicted model, not a curated record